UCCUUUGGAUUGGCACUCACCACCCCCACCGCUCCCACCACUGAAAGGUCCUCCUAUCCCUUAGCAGUGAAAAGAGCUAGUCCGUCUUUCCCGGUUUUCCAUUAAACUAAACCGGUUUCAAGUUUCAGCCCCUCCUUGAAUUCCAGCCUGCUGAGACUCCCGCUAGAACCAUCCAAAAUGGAGCCUCUGGUUGCUCACCCAUUAAAAUGCUCCGGGCCCAAAGCAAAGGUAUUUGCAGUUUUGCUAUCUAUGGUUCUAUGCACAAUGAUGUUAUUUCUUCUACAACUAAAAUUCCUAAAACCUAAAAUCAACAGCUUUUAUACCUUUGAAGUGAAAGAUGCCAAAGGAAGAACUGUUUCUCUGGAAAAGUUUAAAGGCAAAGAGGUUACACUAGUUGUAAACGUGGCUAGUGACUGCCAGCUCACAGACAAAAAUUACUUAGCGCUGAAGGAACUGCACAAGGAGUUUGGACCAUUCCACUUCAGCGUCUUGGCUUUUCCCUGCAAUCAGUUUGGCGAAUCGGAGCCCCGCUCGAGCCAGGAAAUAGAAGCUUUUGCAAGACAAAACUACGGAGUAACAUUCCCCAUCUUCCACAAGAUUAAGAUUCUAGGAUCUCAAGCAGAACCUGCCUUUAAAUUUCUUGUUGAUUCUUCAAAGAGGGAACCGAGGUGGAAUUUUUGGAAGUACCUGGUCAAUCCUGAAGGUCAAGUGGUGAAGUACUGGAGGCCAGAGGAACCAGUUGAGGCCAUCAAGCCUGACAUCGUAGAACUCAUUAGACAAAUCAUCGUCAAAAAGAAAGAGGAUCUAUGAACAUCCCAUUGAGCCGCGUUGAUGCAGUAUAACAGAGAAACAUUGCCAGAGAAUUUGGUCUCAUUUUCAACAUUUUGACAAUUAAGUGUGGCACUGAAGAUUGUUUUUUAUGUUUUCUUGCUAGCCGAUGGUAAUGAAUAUCCCCAGGACUUAACUACUCGAAGCCAAAGAAUCAAAAUGAAAUAUAUUAAAUACUUCUUCUGACCGCACUGAAAAAUUCAGAAUAUACAGUUGCCAAUGUGCUUGAAUAUCCUAUUACUCAACUUGACAUUUUCUAGGAUUGCAUUUUACGGGAAUGCCAACACAGUAUACUACUGGAUUCAAGAACAGUGUAUGUGACUAAAAUUUUCAGAGUAGCUAACUGUAAUGGCUAUGUUGAUGUAAAUAAAACACAAAAUAAAUUAUGAAAGAUGUAAAAUAUUCAUAGAGCCAAAUCCUCAUAUAUGUUUGUCUGUUUCAUGUACUAGAUUUUAUUUACUUUUAAAGUUCAUGUUUCUAGUCUAUUUAACUAUAACUGGCCAAAUAGUCAUUUAUGCUACCAUAAUAUUUGAAAAGGCCUUCAUAUUCAAUACUUUUCUCCCCAUUGUGUUCUAGAAACAAGUCAAAUUCCAUAAAUAGAAUGCUAAUAUAUUUAGACUAAAUUAGUCAUUUGGAAAGAAUUCAAUGCUACAUCAUUGUGAUAGCUGAAACAGUAAAACUCAACUCCAGUCUAAACUCUAAUGUAAAAAAGGGAAAGGAUAUGGCUGUAAUCACAAAAUGCUCUAAAAUGUAGACCUUUCAGUAGAGACGCGAUAUACUUUUUCUCCCAAAGUCAUGACUUUUUACAUUUAUCUGCCUUGUAAAUAUUGACUAACAAAACAACCUGCCAAGUUGGUGAAGGUUGCUGUCCCAUGAAAUAUAUAGUGAUUGUAUAAAAGAAGUAAAUAUGAA
Molecule: messenger RNA, 1740 nt
Organism: Heterocephalus glaber (naked mole-rat)
Lineage: Eukaryota; Metazoa; Chordata; Mammalia; Rodentia; Bathyergidae
Source: RefSeq, a predicted model, not a curated record